This is a messenger RNA of Neltuma alba, 1979 nucleotides long. Its product is annotated as beta-glucosidase 40. The transcript has 14 exons. The coding region runs from base 152 to 1702 and encodes 516 amino acids. Gene Ontology annotation, biological process: carbohydrate metabolic process. The record is from RefSeq and is a predicted model, not a curated record. Gene Ontology annotation, molecular function: beta-glucosidase activity. NCBI's taxonomy places the organism in Eukaryota, Viridiplantae, Streptophyta, Magnoliopsida, Fabales, Fabaceae.
CCUCACCCCUCUCUUGCCCUUAUAAAUCUUCUUUGUGUACACACACACACACACAGCUUUUGAGAAUCCCACAUUCUUCAAAGAAACACAUCUCAGAACUACUUAUCUCUCUUUCUCUCUCUGUGAGGAGGAGGAGGAGGAAGAAGAAGGCAUGGCUGCGAUGAGAAAGGACACUAUGAUAGGGUUAAUAAUAGCGAUAAUGGUGGCGGCGGCAUGUGAGAUGGAGAUAUGCAUGUCAGAUUCUUCAAACAACACAAUAAUAAUCAACAGAGGAAGCUUUCCGAAGGGUUUUGUUUUUGGCACUGCCUCUUCUGCUUUCCAGUAUGAAGGAGCUGUGAAAGAAGAUGGCAGGGGCCCAUCAGUUUGGGAUACCUUUUCACAUACUUUUGGCAAGGUCGCAGAUUUCAGCAAUGCUGAUGUUGCUACAGAUCAAUAUCACCGCUAUGAAGAAGAUAUACAGCUCAUGAAGGAUUUGGGAAUGGACGCCUAUAGGUUUUCCAUUUCUUGGACUCGAAUUUUUCCUAAUGGAACUGGGCAAAUCAAUCAGGCAGGAGUUGAUCAUUACAAUAAGCUCAUCAAUGCUUUACUGGCCAAAGGAAUUGAACCAUACGUGACCAUCUAUCACUGGGAUCUUCCACAAGCCUUAGAAGACAAGUACAAUGGAUGGCUUAGCCCUGAAAUCAUAAAGGACUUUGCAACUUAUGCGGAGACAUGUUUUGAGAAAUUUGGGGACAGGGUGAAGCACUGGAUCACAUUCAAUGAGCCCCAUACAUUUACUACGCAAGGAUAUGAUGUUGGUCUCCAAGCUCCAGGACGCUGCUCUAUUCUCCUUCACCUAUUUUGUAGGGCUGGCAACUCUGCAACUGAACCUUACAUUGUUGCUCACAACGUCCUCCGUGCUCACGCAACAGUAGCAGAUAUUUAUAGGAAAAAAUACAAGAGUGUACAAGGUGGAUCGCUUGGGAUAGCAUUUGAUGUCAUUUGGUAUGUGCCAGCAACAAACUCCAAAGAAGACAUUGAAGCGACUCAACGAGCUCAGGAUUUUCAACUUGGCUGGUUCCUUGAUCCUCUGAUGUUCGGGGAUUAUCCAAGCUCAAUGAGAAGUAGAGUAGGGAGCAGGCUGCCAAAGUUUACUCAAUCUGAGGCUGCCCUUCUCAAGGGCUCAUUAGAUUUUGUGGGAAUCAAUCAUUACACCACGUUUUAUGCAAGAAACAAUGCUACUAAUUUAAUUGGAGACCUACUCCACGACUCCAUUGCUGAUUCUGGAUCCAUCACCUUACCAUUCAAUGGAACCAAGACUAUUGGAGAAAGGGCGAAUUCUAUAUGGCUAUAUAUAGUGCCACAAGGAAUGAGAAGCUUAAUGAAUUACAUCAAACAAAAGUAUGGAAACCCUCCUGUGUUCAUCACUGAAAACGGGAUGGAUGAUCCAAAUAGACCAUUCACCUCUAUUAAGGAUGCACUGAAGGAUGAGAAAAGGAUUAGAUACCACAGUGGCUAUUUGUCUAGCUUACAAGCAUCUAUCGCUGAAGAUGGGUGCAAUGUGAAAGGGUACUUUGUAUGGUCACUACUGGAUAAUUGGGAAUGGGCAGCUGGAUACACUUCCAGAUUUGGUCUGUAUUUUGUUGAUUAUAAAGACAAGCAGAAGAGAUACCCCAAACAAUCUGUAGAAUGGUUCAAGAACUUCUUGAAAUCAGCCCACUAACGUUACGUACAGCUAAUAUAUGAGCCAGUGAGUAUGGAUUGUAAGUGCUGUUGAGGAGGAACAGGAGAGAUUUAUACAUAUACAGUGAAGAUUUAUUGUUGAUUAUUGCAGAGGAAAAAAUUUAAGUUUAUUUUCAAUUAGACGGGAUGAUGAUGUUUAGACAGAAUGUAAAAUUGUGUCAUUGUUUAAAACUAGGCGCUGCUUUUGCAGUUAUUGGUAUCCAUAAAUAAUAUAUUGUGGUGAUGUUCUUUCAAUCAUCAUUUUUUUUAGCAGAAGA